AUGUCCUCCUCCAACAACAAGGCUCAAGCGCAUCUGACCUCAGCAGAUUUCCAUUACGAUGCUCAUCCCAUCUUGUUUUAUGUUAAGAUGAAUUUUGAUUUUGAAGGCCAGAGAGAAAGAGAGCUUACACUUCAUCAAGGUGAUGUGGUUGGAGUUACCAAAGACAAUGUUCAAGGUUGGAGCGUUGGAAAGUUUAAUCACAAGAUCGGACUAUUCCCGACAGCAUUUGCAUCACCCAUACAAGACGGUGUUGAUGAUGCCGCCUCCAUUUUAACCAGAGUUUGGAGAGGAUACAAAUUUAGAAAAGGUCUCGAAAGAAAAAACAGAGUUAGAGAAAUUAUUUGUAUUAUUAAUGAAUUGAUAGAAACUGAAAAGAAUUAUUUGUACUUUUUAGACGUUCUUGAUACCUUGUAUAUUCAAGUGUUUGAAAGUAGACUAGAAGCAAAGAGGCCACUCAUUUCUCAAGAAGAAAUUAAAAAAGUAUUCGGAAAUGUUCGGCAAAUUAGAAAUUUAACCAAAAUACUGUUGAAUGAGGUUCAAAAACAAAAGAAUGAGAAUAGAAAUAGUGGAAAUAUUCCUAAAAUUCUAGAUGUAUUUGUAAAACAUCUGCCUUUUCUAAACUUUUAUAGCGACUAUGUGAAGGGCUAUGAUUUGGCUGUUGAAAUAGUAAAUGAGAUUUGUAAAAAGAAUAAGGAAUUUGACAAAAUUCUUAAACAAAGUAGAGAUGAUCCCCAAUCAAAAGGUCUUGGACUUCGUGAUUUAUUACCAAAACCCAUGCAGCGUAUUUUUGGAUACAAGAAUUUAUUUGAUCGUCUUGUGAAAAUUACCCCUUCUGAUUCUGUAAUUUAUUUAAAAGUGAGAUCGUUGGCAGAGAAUAUGGAAAAAAUUGUGUCUAAAAUUAAUGAAAGUAAGAGACACUACGAAACUUCUCAAAAAGUUGCAUCGCAAUUUAGUGGUCUACUAAAGUCAUGGAGAAAGUUUAUGAAAGAGGGAAGAAUUAAAAUACAGCACCAAAAUGAAAAGGGAGAUGAAUGGGCUGACUGUUAUUUGGCAUCGGACAUUUUUGCGUUUACCACAAGCGGAAAGAAGGACAUUGUGAUCUUGCCAUUAAUAUUUUCAGCUGUACUAGAUAAUUUUGGCGAGCACUCCAUAAUACUUUCUACAUUGAAAGAACCUUCCAUUACUCUCAAGUUCGCAGAUCACAAUGAAAAGAUGGAAUGGCUCAAUCUCACCAAAAAAAACAUCGAAGAAGAAAUUAAUAUCAACAAGAAGAAAUUUGGUUUAGAACAAGACCCUACAGAGGAAGCCGGUCAUUGGAUUCAAAGUAUUCAAAAAAUAGAAGAACAAAACAAUACCAUUAUCGACUUGUUGAAAGAGUUUACAGUUCAUAAAUCUUCUCUCUCUCAAUACGACUCUUCCAUUCAAAGAUAUAAAGAUGAAAUACGUAAUUUGAUCCAAAACAUUCAGAGCAUUCAAGAAGAAAGAAAAAAAUUAGAUUCGACAUUAGAUGAAUCCAAACAAAUUCAACAACUUGUUGCGGAUCAAGAGCACCUAUUUGAAAAUGUAGAAAAGCAACUUGAUAUGAUCAAGUCUCUCUGUACGGACGAUAGUACUUUUAAAAAGCUAUUUGGUGAUUCUUAUUUAAAACUCCAACAUGAGAAGAGAAACUUUGAACAGGUGAGAAAUCAAAGACUCACAAUGGACCCAGAACAACAAAAUUAUUUAACUUCAAAUACCAUUUUGGAUGCCAAGACACAGGAAACCAUUGAGGAGUUAAAGAGAGAGUUUGGUGAUGAGUUUACACUUAUUCAUAAAGUGAUUCAGCAAUUGGAUUUCCAAGAAAUUAAUUACGAAAUGGUGUAUCAGAAACAAGAAUAUGAAAACAGAAACAAAUAUUUAGAAGAGAAAAACAAAGGAUUGGAGGAAGCUAAUCAAAGGUUGAAUAAGAAGGUAUCGAAGCUCUAUGAAAAGAUCAACCAGUUAGAAUCUCAAAUAACUAAUACGUUACAAAAGAAUGAUUUUUCUAUGAUGGUCAAUGAGGCUUUUACACUUUUAGAUGAGAAACACACUUCAUUGCAAAGCGCCUUAGAACGAGAAUCAAGCCAAUUCAGGAUGCAAGCAGAGAUAGAUAACAUGCGUGUCAAUUUUGAAACAGAAAUUUCUCGAAAGGAAAGAGAAAUUAUUGAGCUCAAAGAAACAAUACAAGAAUUGAAAAAAAAGGACAAAACUAUCGACUCCUCUCAACUUCUUAACACGAGAGAGGAUAUACCAGAGGAAGAUAUUCAUUAUUUGAAGUCUCAAAACAACAACCUUAAAUCUGAGAUUCAAUCGCUACUCAACACUCUUCAUCAAACUCGUCAAGAAAAAAAAGAAGACAGGCAAAAGAUGUUGGCACAGCUAGACGAAAUUAACAAGUUCAACAAGGCUCAAAUUCAGUACUACAUGAGCAGUAACAAAAAUCUCAUUUCUACUAUGGCCUCAUCUCAAAAUACAAUGGUUGAGAUGCAAAAUGAAAUUGUGGAUUUGUACAAAAAGGUAGAGAAUUAUUUUUUGUCAGUCUCUGAACAAGAUCAGAUAAUUGACAAUUUGCGACAGCAAGUGGAAAGGUACAAGCAAGAAAGUAUGAAGUUGCAAUUCUCACUUGCUCAUUCCAUUACAAAAGAAAUGAAAUGGAAAAAACAGCUUGACGAAGAAAAGCAACACCAAAUGAAGCUUGAACAACUCAGGAAGAGAAGAUCUCAAAGAAUCGUACCUCAACGAUUUUCUAUUAAUGAUUUUUCAUCACCUGCAUUUGCAGCGGCUGUCAUGUCUGAACAUUUACAAAACACAGAAGCCCAAGUUGAAGAUACUCAGCGAUGUUCUAGUUCAACCCAGUCUCCCACUACUACUCUCCCACAACAGCAAGUCCCUCCGCCAAGACCAGUGACCAUGGCCUUUGAAAACACAGAUUUGAUCGUGUCUGAAGAUAUUGAGGAGUAUGUUGACCUAGGAGAUGUUCCAAGAAAGAAGAGUUUUGGGAAUGAGGAGAAACGAAAAACCAUAAGUUUCUUUAAUCCUAUUUUUACUCCCAACAGCAAACAAGAUAUUAACAUUAUUGAUGAGAUGAGGCAAAAAUUCAAUAAGAGAAAGUAA
Molecule: messenger RNA, 3132 nt
Organism: Naegleria lovaniensis
Lineage: Eukaryota; Heterolobosea; Eutetramitea; Acrasida; Naegleriidae
Exons: 7
Coding region: 1-3132 (1043 amino acids)
Biological process (GO): positive regulation of DNA-templated transcription
Molecular function (GO): guanyl-nucleotide exchange factor activity; protein binding; DNA-binding transcription factor activity
Source: RefSeq, a predicted model, not a curated record